Bursaphelenchus xylophilus (pine wood nematode) is the source of this 774-nucleotide messenger RNA. The record is from the annotation of a GenBank genome assembly. Lineage: Eukaryota; Metazoa; Nematoda; Chromadorea; Rhabditida; Aphelenchoididae.
AUGGAGAGGGAAGCAUUUUGCCACAUUUUUUAUGCUUCCCGGAUGCAAAAUGGUAUGUUUUUUGCCACUGGUUCAGGUCUCCUGCUGUAUGCAUUGAAUUGCUUGCAAGGGCUAUUCUUCUUCACUUUAGCCCCAUUCCAGCCCUAUUCUAGCCCGAUUCCCCUGGUCUUCCCUCCCCUACUCCGUGUCCACUACUGUUUAUCCCCCGCCUCGGCCCACAUUCUGCAUGCCCACAGUGUUUCGCAUGCAGGCGAGGCUCGGACGAAGGCGAGUGGCGGGGGUUUCGGGGCCGUAUGGCGAUUCCCUUCCCUCCGAAUGACCGCAGCGACGAAGGCGCGCGCUCCCUUCUUCUUCUUCGUUCUUCCAGCGUCCCGGGGACCGCGCCCCCCCACUCUCCCCCCUCCUCCACAUAGCCUCACACAACGCGCCUCGCUCUGCCCCUCGCUCACCGAGAAGAGCGCUCGCUUCGCCGCGGCUUCGGCUUCGGCUGCGUUGGGCUCUCCGGAGAGGCGGCGGUGGUGGCGGCGGCGGCUUAACUCGGAGGCAUUUGGACUUUUACGGAGCCCCGGGAAAAAACGCAAAGAAUUCCCAUUUUCCUCGCCCGUUUGCACGGCCCCGCAAGAGUUUUUACUAUUUUUAAUGCCCACUACAAUGGGUUUUGAGUUGGGGUUGGGGCACGUGUGGGGCGGCCGCCGCCGGCGCUACCGGAUUUUAUGCGGGAAUCGGGGAUUCCGCAUGGACUUUGGACAGAAUUAUGGGAUUCUUGGGGGCUGA